This is a messenger RNA of Olea europaea var. sylvestris, 1780 nucleotides long. RefSeq names its product glucan endo-1,3-beta-glucosidase 11-like. Gene Ontology annotation, molecular function: hydrolase activity, hydrolyzing O-glycosyl compounds. Gene Ontology annotation, cellular component: plasma membrane. The record is from RefSeq and is a predicted model, not a curated record. NCBI's taxonomy places the organism in Eukaryota, Viridiplantae, Streptophyta, Magnoliopsida, Lamiales, Oleaceae. The coding region runs from base 56 to 1318 and encodes 420 amino acids. Gene Ontology annotation, biological process: carbohydrate metabolic process. The transcript has 3 exons.
CCCAUUCUUCUCUCUCUCAUCCUCUCCACUCGCUCGCUGGCUCACUCACUCACUCAUGGAUCUCACUUCACUCUGCUUUUCUUCUUCACUGCCGAAGAUGCUUCUUCUUAUUCUUCUUCUUUCAGUUUCAUUGUUCCCAAAUUGGGUGUCUUCACUUGGCAUCAACUACGGCCAAAUUGCCAACAAUCUUCCCACCCCUGACGCUGUAGUUCCGUUGGUGAAAUCCAUCGGCGCCUCCAGGGUCAAGCUCUAUGAUGCAGAUCCACGCGUUCUCAAGGCCUUUGCCAACACUGGCGUCGAGUUCAUUGUUGGCCUUGGCAAUGAGUACUUGGCUAAAAUGAGAGACCCCAAACAAGCUCAAGAUUGGGUUAAAAUCAAUGUUCAGUGUCAUUUACCUGCCACAAAAAUUUCAUGCAUUGCAGUUGGUAAUGAAGUUCUUACUUUCAAUGACUCUGUUCUAUCGUCGAAUCUUCUCCCAGCUAUGGAAAAUGUCCACACCGCCUUGGUGAACCUUAAUCUCGAUAAACAAGUUGUUGUCACUACAGCUCACAAUCUGGGCAUUCUUGAAAAUUCUUAUCCUCCCUCUUCAGGAUCAUUUCGUAAAGAUCUAACUCAAAGAUUGACUUGUAUCUUGGAUUUCCACUCCAAAACGGGCUCGCCAUUUUUAAUCAACGCCUAUCCUUAUUUCGCAUACAAGUCGAAUCCCAAACAAGUACCCAUUGAUUUUGUAUUAUUCGAGUCUGAUUCUGGGAUUACGGACGCGCUAUCGGGCCUGCAUUAUGGGAACAUGUUCCAUGCCCAAAUUGAUGCAGUGCAUUCUGCUAUGGAGAAACUUGGCUACAAAAAAGUAUGCCUACAGAUCUCGGAGACGGGGUGGCCGUCGAAGGGGGAUGCGGACGAGGCAGGGGCCACGCUGGAUAAUGCCAAGAAGUACAAUGCGAAUUUGCUGAAGCUGAUUUCAGAGAAAAAGGGUACACCAAUGAGGCCCAAUUUGAAUUUGAACAUAUAUGUGUUUGCUUUGUUCAAUGAGAACAUGAAGCCCGGUCCAAGUUCCGAGAGAAAUUUCGGGCUUUUCAAGCCCGAUGGAACGCCAGCGUAUAAUCUUGGUUUCAAUGCCACAAGUUUGGUGGGUUCGAAUACGACGACGAGCUCAGGUGGUGUCGCCGGCAUUUCGCCAGAGUCGGGGUUUUCGCCGCCGGGAAGUUCUUCCAACGGCUACUUGUCCAUCAGUUCUGACACGGAGCGACUUCUUGUGCAAGGGACAUUAUCAUUUUGGUGCAAGUUGGUUUCACCUAUUAUUGCAUUUCUACUUUAUUAGCCGAUGUUUUGGAGGAUUCAGAGGGCAAUGUCCAGUUUCAACCAAGUGGGGUAAAGUGAAUAAAAGGGAGUUAGGAAAAGGUGAAUUUCUGUUCCUUUGCACUUAUAUGAUAAUAAUGUUAAUUUCUUUCAUUGCUUAAAAUCACAGAAAAGUGCAUCAACACCAAUUUCCACCGAAGAUCUAUGCUUGGCCCUCUUCUGUUUGAUGCUGGCUGCCAAUCCUUGUGAUGUUUAUGUUCAUAUGGCUGUGUUUAGUCUUAGCGAUUUCUUAAUUAUGCUUUUGGGAAAAGGUAGCCAGAUUAUCCAUAUGCAUACAUGGAGCCAUUUAUUAUAAUGAUUUUGAUUGUAUGUAUUAAUUAAUUAGUACUUUGUGCAAGGAAUCGGGAUCUUAGGAGUUUGCGAUCAUUUUGUCCACAAUUACAAUUAUUAUGUUGAAGAUAUGACAAAAAAACCUUAUGAGACA